AAGUGAAAAAUGGCAAAAGGAGAAGCUCCUAGAAACGUCCCCAUGUCUUCCUUACCUUUCCAGAAACUUCACACACCUACCUAUUAAUUGCCCACAGCAUCCUCUUCCUCUCUUCAAACGCACAACAUUCAGAUUUCAAACAAAUUCUUAAAUCAAAUACAGUGAUUUUCUCUUUCAAAAUUUCCAGAGACAAAACCCAAUUCAUCACCAGAGAAAAAUGGAUUUCAGGCCAAUGACGGGUUUCGACGCCCCGAUCUUCCAUACCCUUCAGCACAUUCUCGACGCCACAGACGAAGCAGACAAGUCCUUCAACGCUCCGACGCGCACAUACGUUCGAGACGCCAAGGCCAUGGCGGCGACACCGGCCGACGUGAAGGAGUACCCAAAUUCGUACGUGUUCGUGGUGGACAUGCCGGGGCUGAAGUCAGGGGAUAUCAAGGUGCAGGUGGAGGACGACAAUGUGCUGUUGAUAAGCGGAGAGAGAAAGAGAGAGGAAGAGAAAGAGGGAGCCAAAUACGUGAGAAUGGAGAGGAGGGUUGGGAAAUUCAUGAGGAAGUUUGUGUUGCCUGAAAAUGCAAAUACUGAGGCCAUCUCCGCGGUUUGUCAGGACGGUGUGCUUACUGUUACGGUUCAGAAGUUGCCUCCUCCACAGCCCAAGAAACCCAAGACCAUUGAGGUCAAGAUUGCUUGAAUCAUUAUCUCAUAUUAGUGUUCUGCUUUGGUAUUUCAUCAGUACUACUAGUAAUAAUUAUUGGUUAUUCUAGGUAUGAAUUGGGUGUAUUUCUUGUAAUUUUGUUUUCUGGCUCUGGAUCAUUUGCUUUCUGAUCAUGAGGAAGUUUGAUGCUUGUUAUAUUAUCAAUUUCAUCAAUGGAAUAUAUGGGUUAUCCAUCUAAA
Molecule: messenger RNA, 894 nt
Organism: Cornus florida
Lineage: Eukaryota; Viridiplantae; Streptophyta; Magnoliopsida; Cornales; Cornaceae
Product: 17.3 kDa class II heat shock protein-like
Exons: 1
Coding region: 218-691 (157 amino acids)
Biological process (GO): response to hydrogen peroxide; response to heat; protein folding
Source: RefSeq, a predicted model, not a curated record